UUCCCUCCCACAGCCAAUUCCACAGAGAUCCUCCGGGCGCCUGAUUGGAUGAGAAGCAAACGAUAAGGGGCGAGAACAAUAGCAUCAUCCCUCCUUAAAAAGAGUGCAGCUAUGUAUUAAGAGAGAAGAAGAAAAAAAAACGUUACGGGGAGGGGAGGUAGGCACACCCUGACCAAAAGGUACUACACCCGGCGUGUCUGUAGCCAAGUGCACAGCCGUGGAUCACAUUCAACGCAUCGCAUCCUCUCCAAGUGCCUUUCUUCAUCCGCCCGCCGACAUGCCCAAAGGUUUCCUGGUGAAAAGAAACAAGAAAGCGGCACACGUCUCUUACCGGAUUCGUUGCGAUGACGAUGAUGGACAGGAAGCGACUCUGGAAUGUCAGAUUCAGCGCGACGCGUCCCCGCCUCUGUCCAGUACCUGCAUCCCGGAGAUCGCAGCAUCAUCACCAUCCGAUGCAGCAGACACGCCGGUCCACGGUCACGGAGCCAAACCAGUGCAGUUUGGUAAUCCGGAGGCGGUUUAUCAAGCCCUAUACAGCCCCACCCGCCCCAUCAGCAAGGACCAUGAGAGGAAAUAUUUCGACAGAAGUUUCAACCUGGGCUCGCCCAUCUCCGCCGAAUCAUUUCCGACUCCUACCUCUCUCACCAGCCUGGACCACCUCCUUUUUGCUCCGGUAGACUUGAAAAUCGGCUCCAGCAACAGCAGCGCGCUGACAUCGGCUGUUAGGAGCGUCGGAAAAAGGCCCUCCACUGACACCGAGCGCAAAAGUAAAAGCGGAGCCAAGAAACCCAAAGCCAUACGGAAGCUGACCUUCGAGGACGAGGUGACCACUUCACCAGUACUCGGCCUUAAAAUCAAAGAGGGCCCUGUCGACCUGAAACCGCGAGCCUUAUCUGCCAGUGGCAACAAACCCCUAGGAGAGUUCAUCUGCCAACUCUGCAAGGAAGAAUACGCGGACCCGUUCUCUUUAGCGCAGCACAAGUGCUCGAGGAUCGUGAGGGUCGAGUACAGGUGUCCUGAAUGCGACAAAGUGUUCAGCUGUCCUGCUAACUUGGCCUCUCAUCGCCGCUGGCACAAACCGCGCGCUCAGCCUGCACCCGGCGUGCCAACUUCACAAGCGGCCAAGAGCGACACGUCCAAAAUGCCCGCUGUCUCCAGAGGCUUCGGAGAGGAAAUCAAAGACGGAAGAGAGUAUUCGAGCGAGAGGGACUCUCCGAGCCCGGCUUUGUCAGAGUCCGGCUCAGAGGACGGCCUGUACGACUGCCAGCGCUGCGGGAAAAGGUUUAAACGCCAAGCGUACCUCAGAAAGCACGUGCUGGCCCAGCACGCGCUGCAAAACCAAAUGAUGGGCGACACUUUUCAAAGCGCUGAGAGAGGAGAGAGCCCGGAAAUGGCGCAGCACUCUGGAGAAGGCAGCCCGAGUCCGAAUCUGAGCCCGCUGAAUUUAAGCCCAGCUGACUGCAUGCCGUGUCCGGUCUGCGGUGAGAUCGUGGCUGACAGAGUGAGCCUGGAGCGGCACGUGCGCGUUCUGCACGCUUCGCAGGUGUUUCCAUGCAAGCACUGCCCUGCCACUUUCUACAGCUCUCCAGGUCUGACCAGGCAUGUCAACAAGUGUCACCCCACAGAAAAGCGGCAGGUUAUUCUGCUUCAGAUGCCCGUGAGGCCCGCGUGCUGAAGAACAGCGAAACGGAAACCAGGAAGCGCGCGCACUCGCACCUGCACCCAGAGGCUCACGGGCUACGUGUAAAACUGCCCACUUCUAUACUCUACCCGGAGGCGCAUCAUUUUACCUUUAUCACGCUUUCCUGCAGUUUUAGAGCUUGUAAUGAUUAGGAAUCUCUCCUAGUCAGCUAACAAAAUUGGCAUCGAUCUACAGUUGAAAUGACUAUAUUUUGAGAUUUCUCACGCCAAGUAGCCUAAAGAAGAGUAUUAGUUUGGUUGUGAAAUGGUAUUUUUCUAGGGCCGAUGCACACGUGGUAAUGUAAUAGCUUCUAGACCUAAGAUAACGUUCAAACGUUGGUGUACCUCUGUGAAAGCCUCGAAUUCACAUGCUGUACAUUUCUCUCGUCUGUAGCUUUAAUCUAGUAUGUGAAUUGCAGGAUGUGGGAAUUUCUCUCUCCAAAAGGUUCCCUUUAGAAUAGCCAGAAAUGCCUUUAGAGAAACACAUCAAACACUUGCUGUAUAACUGCCUUAAAGAACUCGGUGUAAUGAUUGUUUUGAUUUUGUUUGAAUGUCGGCACAUAUUUACAAUUUACUGUCAUUAUGUAAGAUGAUUGUAAAACGUUUAAUCGUUAAUAUUUAUUUAUGUAUUUAUUUAUUUACAAUUGUUUCAUGUAAGUUAUUGUGUUCUUGAGUAAUUGAAGUCCUUUGUCCUAUUUUAUAGCCGAUUGUUGGGUCGGGUUCGAGUUGUGUAGGCCUGUCUUCAGUGCUCUUACAAUCUGAUCAGCUCUUGUAAACGUGAAGCUCUUAGAGAUGCAAUCCUUUUCUAUAAACAAGCUUAUUUUCUUAAAUGUUUGCUACUAGCGCUGUACAUGUUGUGUUGUCUACUAAAAUAAAAAAUAUUUUUAAAAGCGAAUCUUUAUUAAUCAGAGUUUCAUUAAAUAUUGGGCAUCAAUGAUUCACAAAAACACAAAGUCCAGAUGGAUAUAAAAAAAGAAAGAAAAUAAAA
Molecule: messenger RNA, 2668 nt
Organism: Ictalurus furcatus (blue catfish)
Lineage: Eukaryota; Metazoa; Chordata; Actinopteri; Siluriformes; Ictaluridae
Gene: insm1b
Product: insulinoma-associated 1b
Exons: 1
Coding region: 278-1675 (465 amino acids)
Biological process (GO): negative regulation of transcription by RNA polymerase II; regulation of cell cycle process; neuron differentiation
Cellular component (GO): nucleus; transcription repressor complex
Molecular function (GO): DNA-binding transcription repressor activity, RNA polymerase II-specific; RNA polymerase II cis-regulatory region sequence-specific DNA binding
Source: RefSeq, a predicted model, not a curated record